AUGCGUUACAUCGAAUUCGACAAAAAUUUUAUCUACAACUACACAUUUCUGGCUGAAUAUCACAAGGAUUACGAUUCACUUGUUGAAAGAAGAGGUUUGACUAUUGGACUUCUGACCCUGCUAACGCUAUACAUUAUGAUAGGGCUUUUAGGAAAUAUUGCGAUUAUUGGUGCCAUAUAUUCGAAAAAAUUACUAUGGAAGCCCUUGAAUAUUUUCAUAAUAAAUUUAUCGCUGGCGGAUCUAAUAGAGGUCACAUUGAUCAGCGCGACAUCGAUCACAGGUCUAACAAUAGGCCACCAAGUCUUUCUCCAGAAUCAUGUAUUGUGCAGCGUAAUCGCCAAUGUGUGCGUUACAUCAUGUCUCGUAUCCAUCCUAACUCAUGCAACCAUCGCAAUUACCAGAUAUCUUUCUAUCCGUUAUCACGCGACCUUUGUCGAUAACGCAAGAUGGAAAUCUACCAUCAUCACUUGUAUCCUAAUAUGGAUCAUGGCAUUUAUGCUUCAAAUUUCGCCAAAUGUCGGUUGGGGAAGGAACGUUUAUGACCUCAAAGCUAUGAUCUGUAUAUGGGAUAGAACGUACUCCAUUGGUUACACCCUUUAUUUCUCUGUAGUCUACGUUUAUGUUCCUAUGAUCACGAUAUUUUAUUUCUACGUCAUGCUUUUCCUACAUGUCCGAAAAGUUAGACAAGGCCUGGAAACUCACGAAAAACAUCACUUUCAGGAAAAUUGUAAAGAUACAAAAAGUAAUAUCGGGAUACCCGCACCAAAACCAACGAAUCCCUUGUAUUUCAAGGCUCACGUUUCAAUGAGUAAAAGACGGUUGAAUCAAGAACUUAAACUAGCUCGAACGCUGUUUGCCCAUUUCGGUUUAGUCUUCUUACUAUGGGGACAAUACACACUUAUAUUGAUAUGCGAUUACCGCAACGAGCUUCCAGCAACGGUGCACGCUAGCACAGUUCAGGUGGCCCAUUCGAUCGCCGUUCUAAAUGUGUUCAUUUAUAUCUCCAACAGUUUAUUCCGAUCAGGUAUGAUAGAAUUCCUGAUUCAAAAACCCAUUAAACUCAUAUUAGUUGGAAUGGGAAUAAAGCAAGAUGUGCCGACUAAAAUUUCUCUGCAAACGUUUGAAAGUAGUAUCAAAACAAAAUGA
Messenger RNA from Gordionus sp. m RMFG-2023, 1146 nucleotides. Its product is annotated as alpha-1A adrenergic receptor-like. Gene Ontology annotation, molecular function: G protein-coupled photoreceptor activity. The coding region runs from base 1 to 1146 and encodes 381 amino acids. NCBI's taxonomy places the organism in Eukaryota, Metazoa, Nematomorpha, Gordioida, Chordodea, Parachordodidae. The transcript has 6 exons. Gene Ontology annotation, cellular component: plasma membrane. Gene Ontology annotation, biological process: cellular response to light stimulus; phototransduction; G protein-coupled receptor signaling pathway. The record is from RefSeq and is a predicted model, not a curated record.